GGUGGAAAGUGAAGGAGCUACCCAGCACGCUUGCGCGGCUGUCAUAGGGCUGCUUGGUUGGUCAGUGGGGAGUCGGCGCCUGCGUACUAAGACCCGUGUGCAGCAGCGGCGGCGGCGCUAGAGGCGGCGGCGGCGGCGGCGGCAGCAGCGGGUUCGGAGGCAGUGGUUGGGCUCGCGGCGAGCGGACGGGGUCGAGUCAGUGCGUUCGCGCGAGUUGGAAUCGGAGCCUCUUAAAAUGGCAGAUGACUUGGACUUCGAGACAGGAGAUGCAGGGGCCUCCGCCACCUUCCCCAUGCAGUGCUCAGCAUUACGUAAGAAUGGUUUUGUGGUGCUCAAAGGCCGGCCAUGUAAGAUCGUCGAGAUGUCUACUUCGAAGACUGGCAAGCAUGGCCAUGCCAAGGUCCACCUGGUUGGUAUUGACAUUUUUACUGGGAAGAAAUAUGAAGAUAUCUGCCCAUCAACUCACAAUAUGGAUGUCCCCAACAUCAAAAGGAAUGAUUUCCAGCUGAUUGGCAUCCAGGAUGGGUACCUAUCCCUGCUCCAGGACAGCGGGGAGGUACGAGAGGACCUUCGUCUGCCUGAGGGAGACCUUGGCAAGGAGAUUGAGCAGAAGUAUGACUGUGGAGAAGAGAUCCUGAUCACGGUGCUGUCUGCCAUGACAGAGGAGGCAGCUGUUGCAAUCAAGGCCAUGGCAAAAUAACUGGCUUCCAGGGUGGCGGUGGUGGCAGCAGUGAUCCUUGAGCCUACAGAGGCCCUUCCCCCAGCUGGGUUCUGCUCUGGCUGGGCCCUUGGCUGGACUCCUAUACAAUUUAUUUGACGUUUUAUUUUGGUUUUCCUCACCCCUUCAAACUGUCGGGGAGACCCUGCCCUUCACCUAGCUCCCUUGGCCAGGAAUGAGGGAGCCAUGGCCUUGGUGAAGCUACCUGCCUCUGCCCUCACAGCCCUUGUGGGGGAAAGGGGAAAAGGUAUUGCUUGUGGUUUAGGUCCCCCCACCUCCCUUAUUUUCUUUUUAAUUCAAUUUGGAAUCAGAAAGCUGUGGAUUCUGGCAAAUGGUCUUGUGUCCUUUAUCCCACUUAUCCCUGGUCUGGUCCCCUGCUCUCCAUAGUCCUUCACCCCAAGCACCACUUGUACAGACUGGGGACCAGCCCCCUCCUCUGCCUGUGUCUCUUCCCCAAACCCCUUUAGGGGUAAAGAGAAGAGUGGGGGGGAGCAGACAUGAUCCCUCCUCAGGCAUCUGGGAGGGCCUUGCCCCCAUGGGCUUCACCCUUUCCUGCGGUUCUCCCUGACACAUUUGUUAAAAAUCAAACCUGAAUAAAACAAGUUUAAUAUGAAG
Molecule: messenger RNA, 1333 nt
Organism: Microtus ochrogaster (prairie vole)
Lineage: Eukaryota; Metazoa; Chordata; Mammalia; Rodentia; Cricetidae
Gene: Eif5a
Product: eukaryotic translation initiation factor 5A
Biological process (GO): positive regulation of translational elongation; positive regulation of translational termination
Molecular function (GO): translation elongation factor activity; RNA binding; ribosome binding
Source: RefSeq, a predicted model, not a curated record